CACCCCAGACCGCCGCCGGCCCGGCCUCUGCAUCUCCACGCCUCUCUCUCGCCGACAGCGCCCGCGCCAUGAGUGCCGAUGCAUCGGGCAUCGCCUCGCGCGUCUCGGCCGUCGCGACGCAGGCGCUCGAGCCGCCGGCGCUGGCAAAGGCCGGCAAGCUCAACCCGCUCGCGGCCCUCUUCGACGGCCUGCGCCAGGUCAUCGUCGCGUCGCUGCGCCUCACGGCGAGCAUCGUGCGCUUCAGCAGCGUGACGGUGCCGAGUGCCAUCUAUGCUGUGCUGCACUACAGCUUCACCCUGCAGCUCAACUUUCCCAGUCUCGCGCUCCUCUUCAUCAGCUCGCUCGUGGCGACGUUUGUCUGGCUGCGCUACCGGCAUCUCAACCGCUACGAGCGUCUGCGCGAGGUGCCGCUGACCAAGGACGAGGGCUUCAACCUCCACCCCGACGUCAGCGGCACCGCCGAGGACGGCGAGCGCGGCGGCGGCUUCCACAACUACCUGGAUGAGUUCUUGCAGGCGAUCAGAAUCUUCGGCUAUCUCGAUAAGCCGGUCUUCCACGAGCUUGCACGCCAUCUGCAGACUCGCCGUCUUAUCGCGGGCGAUACGCUUUCUCUUGACUCAGACUUCUCGUUCUACAUCGUGAUCGACGGCAACGUCCAAGUCUACGCGCCGACGCCAGAAGGCCCUGAUGGCGGUGCAGCUGCUCGCGCUGACGGCUUCGACGAUGAGGAGCACAACGGCUACCAGCUGCUCAACGAGGUCGGCAGCGGUGGCACGCUGAGCUCGCUCUUUACCAUCUUGAGUCUCUUUACGGAAGACGUGAAGCUCGGCUUCGGUGACGAUGAGGGCGUGCGGAGCACCGGCGUCGGCGCCAACACUGCCGGGCUCGAUGGCUUGCGCCGGCGCCCGGGCCAGCGUCCCGUGCGCUCCGACGACACGGCUGCCUCGCACACGCUGCUGCGCCCUGGAGGCAGCCAGCUGCAGCUGAACGCCGCCGCUCUGCGCAACAUUCCCUCUGCGAUGAGUGCGACCGGCGCCGUCGAGCGGCUUGACCCUCUUGCGCAGCUCCACUCCGCUCGUCGCGUGUCGUCAAGCCGCGGCACCGACGAUGGCGAGACGGUGCACGAGGGUGAUGGUGCAAGCACGGUGCUCGACCCUAACGAGCACCAGUAUGCAAGCGGGCAGCCCGGCUCGAGCGGGCUGCGGGACGUCUCUCCCGCACCAGACCUGCUCCCUCCGGCGCAGGCUGCGGCGCCCUUCUCCCACUUCCUGCCGAGCACGCCCGCUGCCAGCAGCAGCGGCGGGCGCAGGACCGCAGCCGGCACGCCGGGCUCUGCCAACUUCUCGCCGCUGCUCAUGGCCGAGGUCGGUCGUGCGCAUUCGUCGACGACGCACACCACUGAAGGGCGUCCUGCUACGCCUGGCAGCAUCCUUAGCGGCUUCAGCGGUCUGAACGGCAACGAGGCGCGCGGGCGGCCCAGCGACUCGAUGCACCACGAGGGCGUCGGCACCGUGGCGCGCGCAGUGACGGACACGACGCUUGCAGUCAUUCCGGCCGAGGCAUUCAAGCGCCUCACGAAGCGCUAUCCAAAUGCCGCCGCCCACAUUGUGCAGGUCAUUCUGACGCGUCUGUCGCGCGUGACCUUCCACACUGCGCACAAGUAUCUCGGCCUGACGAAGGAGGUGAUGCGCACGGAGAAGCACAUCAACGAGCUCGCCUGCUUCACGCUGCCGGCUGCGUUCUACGAGCAGGGCGGCAUGGAGCGACUGCGCCAGCGCUUCCUGCCCGAGCCGAACAAGAACGCGCGGCCCAGCAAGGAGGGCAGUUUCGGCGCCGCUGCUGCCGACAUCGACGACUACUUCCGCGAUGCCAAGGUGUCGCGGCACGCCAGCUCAUCGUCGCGCGGCGGCAUGAGCGCCGAUACGUCGCCCGAGCUGCGGCGCAAGGGAGGGCGCGAGGGCAGCGGAGCAACUGCGCGCCCAGCGAAGACUCCGUGGGGCCACCCGGACGCGCCGCUGCGUACGCCGACGAGUCGCACGUCCGUGGGUCCCGGCGACCUCUUCAGCAUGACGGGAACCGACGAGAUGGGCCGGCCCAGCAGUCCGCUCUCGUACCUCGUGGCCACGCCGCGCCCGCGGCGCGGCACCAAGGUCGACGAUCUUGGCACGAUUGCUCAGGGGCGCCUGUCGACGAGCAGCGAGCGCAUCGCCAACUUCGGCGGCAGAAGCACCGAGGCUCUCGUCAGUCCACAGGGUCGCGGAAGCGAGGGCGCGGGCUCCGAGAGCGAUGCGGCGUCGUUCGCCGGCUUCGGCACGGGCGUGCUCGCCAACUUCGACCUCAAGGACGCGGUCAUGUCGUGCAUUGCGCGCUCGAUCGGCCUCGCCCAAGCGCCUGCCAGCGACAGUCCGGUCGCAUCCAUGUCGGCGAGUCCGUUCAUCAACCCCGCCGAUGCGGUGCUGCAGCGCGGCGUCUUCAAGAGCGCGUUCAGCAGUCUGAGCAUGCUCGAUGCAGCCAUGUCGUACGAGGACGAGAGCAGCGUGACGGGCGCCAGCAGUGCCUUUGGUGUGCAGCACGCCGAUCUCGAGAAUGAGGUCGAGGUGCGCUUCUUCCCCGCUGGAAGCACACUAGCACGCGCUGGCGAGAAUGCCGCUGGUCUCUUCUACGUGAUUGACGGCUUCCUCGACGUCAUCGUCCCGCCGGACGUCGACCAGAAGCUCGCCGAGAAGGAAUUUGAGCGUCCGGCUGGGCCCAAGCCAAAGGCUCCGGCACGCCACCCGUCGACGUCCCGUCCGGCCAAUGCUCGCUCAGGCACCAUCCGGCCAGAGUCCACUCGCCGCACGUCACCCACGACGACGAAGCCGCCCGCAGCAAGAGCCAGCGCGCGGCCUUCGAGCAUGGGCGGUGCGCCGUCAUCGUCCUCGCGCAUCGGCAACGCUCUCGACGGCACUCACGCCGGUGCCGUUCCACGACCGGCCAACCGCAGCCGGCCGACUGGAGGCAAGACGCCCGGCCCUGCGCCCGCAGCCGUGCCGCUCCAGCACGCUGGGCCCGACUUUGGCCUGCCCGAGAACCGCAAGGAGGGCCCGCGCGCCAUCUACAGCGUCGGACGCGGCGGCAUUGCAGGGUACCUCUCCAGCCUGCUCGGUGCGCCCAGCUACGUCGAUGUCGUGGCCAAGACGGACACGUACGUGGGCGUGCUGCCGGCCAAGGCGCUGGAGCGCGUUAUGGAGCGCCGGCCCAUCGUGCUGCUCACGCUGUGCAAGCGGCUCCUGAGUCUGCUCAGCCCUCUGAUCCUGCAAAUCGACUCGGCACUCGAGUGGGAGUCGGUCAACGCAGGCCAGGUCAUCUAUCGCGAAGGCGACCCGUCUGACAGCUUCUACAUCGUCAUCAAUGGCCGCUUGCGUGCCAUCACGGAGCGCACUGGCGGAGGCGUGGAGGAGAUCCAGGAGUACGGCCAGGGCGACAGCGUCGGCGAGCUCGACGUCAUCACGCGCUCGCCGCGCCGCAAGACGCUGCACGCCAUCCGUGACUCGGAGCUGGCGAGGAUGCCAAUGACGCUCUUCAAUGCGAUCUCGGUGCGCCACCCGGCCAUCACGAUCCAGAUCUCGCGCAUCAUCGCGCGACGUGUACGCGACGAGGUGGCCACCAAGCAACGCCAGUCGAUGCCGAUGCUGCAGUCGCCGCCGGUGCCUGGCCUGCCGGAUCUCGGCCGCAACAACCUGAACCUCAAGACGGUCGCCAUCGUGCCCGUCACGCGCGACGUGCCCAUCUCCGACUUUGCGAACCGUCUGCAGGCGGCGUUCGAGGACACGAUCGGCGGCCCAACGGCGUUCCUGAAUCAGAGCAGCGUCAUGGGCGUGCUCGGCCGCCACGCCUUCAACCGCAUGGGCAAGCUGAAGCUUGCUGGCUGGCUCGCCGAACAGGAACAGCGUUACCGGCUUGUGCUGUACGUCGUCGACACGGCCGUCAGCUCGCCGUGGGCGCAGACGAGCAUCAGGCAAGCAGACUGCGUGCUGCUCGUGGGCUUCGGAGACGACCCGACCACGGGCGAGUACGAGCGCCUGCUGCUGGGCAUCAAGACGACUGCACGCAAGGAGCUCGUGCUGCUCCACCCUGAGCGCAACGUUCCGCCCGGAGCCACGCGUGCCUGGCUGAAGUCUCGGCCGUGGAUCUCGGCGCACCACCACGUGGAGCUGCCCGGCAUUUCGCGCUCGCACGCGGCACCGACCAGUCCCGUGGAUCCCAAAGCCGUCAAGGCGCUGCGCACGCUCAAGGCCAAGCUCGAGACGCGGCUGCAGCGCUACACGAGCAAGACGAGCGGCCCAGUGCCCGGCCGUCCGCACCACUUCUCCGACUUUGCUCGUCUGGCUCGGCGCCUGACGGGCAAGAGCAUUGGCCUCGUGCUCGGCGGCGGUGGAGCCCGUGGCUGCGCCCACAUCGGCUUCCUGCGCGCCCUGGAGGAGCGUGGCAUUCCCGUCGACAUGGUCGGCGGCACGAGCAUCGGCUCGCUUGUUGGCGGCCUGUACGCCAAGGAGGCUGAGAUGGUGACGACGUUCGGACGUGCCAAGAAGUUCGCGGGCCGCAUGGCGAGCAUCUGGCGCUUCGUCACGGACCUCACGUAUCCGGUCGUGAGCUACACGACGGGGCACGAGUUCAAUCGCGGCGUUUUCAAGGCGCUUGGAGAGACGCACAUCGAGGACAUGUGGCUGCCGUUCUUCUGCAACACGACGAACAUCACUUGGAGCCGCAUGGAGGUGCACACGACGGGCUAUGCGUGGCGCUACAUCCGCGGCAGCAUGACGCUCGCCGGCCUCAUCCCGCCGCUCGUCGACGACGGGCAUAUGCUCGUCGACGGCGGCUACAUGGACAACCUGCCCGUGUCGGUGAUGAUGGCGAUGGGCGCGCACGACGUGUUUGCCGUCGACGUCGGCAGCAUCGACGACACGUCGCCGCGCAGCUACGGCGACACGCUCUCGGGCUGGUGGGUGCUGAUCAACAAGUGGAACCCGUGGAGCGACGCGCACAACAUCCCCAGCAUCACCGACAUCCAGGGCCGCCUCACGUACGUCUCGUCGGCCAAGACGCUCGAGGAGGCCAAGAACACGCCCGGCUGCUUCUACAUCAAGAUGCCCGUCGAGGGCACGGGCACGAUGGAGUUUGCCAAGUUCACCGAGACGGAGUUGCUCGGCUACGACGCCGCGUGCCGCGCGCUCGACGGCUGGGCGAAGGAGGGCUCGCUGCCGACGGGCAUGAGCAGCGAGAUCAUGCCGGGCCUGCGCCGCCGCGGCGUUGGCGCACGGCGCAACAGUGUGUGAAGCGCAUCAGCAAUGGAAUUCAAAGUCCAGCACCGGC
Messenger RNA from Tilletiopsis washingtonensis, 5352 nucleotides. RefSeq lists its product as hypothetical. Bases 69 to 5315 code for a protein of 1748 amino acids. The transcript has 8 exons. Gene Ontology annotation, biological process: phosphatidylcholine metabolic process. Lineage: Eukaryota; Fungi; Basidiomycota; Exobasidiomycetes; Entylomatales. Gene Ontology annotation, molecular function: phosphatidylcholine lysophospholipase A1 activity. The record is from RefSeq and is a predicted model, not a curated record. Gene Ontology annotation, cellular component: endoplasmic reticulum.